Messenger RNA from Closterium sp. NIES-65, 1944 nucleotides. The record is from the annotation of a GenBank genome assembly. NCBI's taxonomy places the organism in Eukaryota, Viridiplantae, Streptophyta, Zygnematophyceae, Desmidiales, Closteriaceae.
AUGUGCUACGGAAUCCUCUACGGUGUCUCGGAGGCCACGCUGAAGAAGUAUCGCGGUUGGGCCAACGAGUACAAGCGGUUCAUGGCUCACGAGCUGCCUAAACUGGACGCGGGUAGGUUUGGUGAUGAGGCCGCGCUGAGAAACGCGAACCCCGACGAGAUUGGGGCCGCGCUCGAACAGAACAUGGGUGGUGACUGGAAGAUGGCGGAGGGCGACGAGCAGUGGUUCCACGGCCCUGAGACGAAUCCGUGGCGCUUACGCAAAUACGUGACCUUCCUCGCGAACGAGACAGUCGCGCAGGCAGACAGGAUGGCCACACUCAAGCGGCCGCAGAAGACCUUGAAGAAGAGACGCCAGUGCACCCCGGCAAUGCUGAUGGGGUGUCUCAAGGCUUUGAACCUGCUCAUCAAGCUGGACGGGGCCAUCUUCAGGAAGCCCGUUCUGAACCUGCUGCGCGACUUUCCAGAGUGUCGCAUCUGGGUCCGCGUUCAAGUACGCGACCAAUACAAGCGGUUUAUCGCGACGGGCAAGACAAACAAGGACUUCUCGCUCAACUACAUAUCUGCUGUGAGGCACAUAGAUUGGACGCUGUGCGCGGUCGGAGCGACGCUGCUGUGGCUGCACUGGGUGUACGACUUGGUUCCCAUCCUCUAUGAGGACAUAGCCCCCCCUCUCGACUUCACGGAACCCUCCACGUGGUACGAUCAAUACCUGUUCUUCCCCCUUCGCGCGGGCAACGAGAAGCAAAUACCGCCCACGACUCAUCACGACUGGGCGGCGAAAAUUCUCCGAGACGCGGGAAUCACAUGCUCGCGUGCGGUUCACGCGACCAGGGCUGGGGGGGCGCAGCACGCGUCCGCGGACGGAAUGCCUUCGGAUCAGCUGGCAAGGCUGGGGGGUUGGCGCUUCAUCGACGUGAUGACUAAGCACUACCUCACAACCAUUCCAAGGGAGGCCGUGCUGCUGAAGGCGGGCUUCACCGGGGUUGACGGUGACUACUUCCUGGGUCGCGCAACUGUUCCGGUCAAUGAUAAGCUGGAUGAGCUACUGAGGAAGCACAUUUUCCCAUGGGCCGCCACGGACAAAGAACAGCAACAGGAGGUGAGUACCAGAAUGGACGCGCAGAACCAAGUGACCGUCCUCACUGAGUACUUGACUCGUUCACAAGCGGACAACACUAGACUGGGCCUAGAGUUGGUCGCGACUCAUAAACGGGUGAAAGAGCUGGAGGGGCUGCUGGAGGAUCGCGAUCGGAAACUGGCCAAGAAGGACGAGCGCGUGAAUGAUUUGGAAGCCCAGCUGUCGCGGCUCACCGUGAGCAGCUCAGGGCCGACCGCGGUUCCGAACCAGGCAACCACUCCUGGAGCCGCGGCCGCGUCGACCAAUGCCUCAGGUCCCACCGAGCAGGGGACGCGGAAGAAACCCGCAGCGCCCACCAGGGAAGAGACGAUUCGGGACACGAUCGUCCUUCCAUGGGUCAACGCCACCAAACCGUCAGACGGAUGGAAGCUGUACAAGACAACGCACGCGCUGAUCCUCGAGAGUCCAGAGUCGCUUCUUGCCCAACCCCGUGGCGCAGUUUCGCGAAUGGCCGCGCUCAUUGGGGAGGAGGGGGGCGGCCAGAACGCGAUAAACCGUGUUAAGCAAAUCAUGAACUUCAUCGCCCACAGGGUGGAGCAAGGAGACGACAUCGCGGUAGUGCUAGACAAGCUCGACCUCAUGUCAGGUGCUGUGGGCAUGUCGGGUGUAUCAGAAGGGAUCGCGGUAAAGAAGAAGAGUGUUGACAUGGAACUGAGCCAGCUCAAGAAGGGCUCUCCAGUGGAGGUGCAGUUGCGUGUGAAAUGGAUGCUUGUUCGCGACCGUCUCAUCAAUGCCUCUCUUCCCGCUUCUGAGUUCACGGUCGCGUGGCCCCAGUACUGUGCGCUCAUGCCAGACUUGCAGUAA